AGAAAAUUUAAAGCUUUCUGAUUCCAAAAUUCUCAAAUCUUUUUAUUACAGUGUCUUUCAUAUUCACUUUCUUACAAAGAUUAUUAUUACCAAAUUUAGUUACAUGUCUGCUGCUGAGUUUCAAAUAAAUUAUUGUCUUAAUAAAGAUCUUAUCCUAUCUCCACACACGUUUCCUCCUUUUUAUUUCUCACUUUCAAGCUUAGAAAGAAUAUUCUUGUUCGAUUUUUUUUCUCCCGAACAUGAUCUUUCAAUCUCAACGACGAUUUCUCAGUGACUAAUACUACAUUUGUAUACAUUCUUCAUCAUCAUCAUCAUCAUCAUCUGUGUUUUUGUUCAUAUUCAUUUUUCAGUUAUCGUUUUCAAUUUUUAAAACUUUUUUUCUUGGGUUUCACAAAAUUUGUCGUUAAUCGAUGAAUUUGAUUGUUUUCAAGAUCACCCAUCUCUCGAAUUCACGAAAUCUCUCAGCUUUUCCGUGAUUCUUGGUAAAAAUUCACAAAAUCGAAAUUGGAGAAAGAAAGAAAAAAUUAGGGUUUGAGGAAAAGCUUCGAUUUUUCACACGAUGAGUCAUCACCGGCGAGAUUCCGGCGGAGAUGUAGUUCACGUGAUUCCCACAAACAAUCCUCCGCCGGAUAAUUGGUUUCCGAAUCUCGGCGAUAGUGCUGUUUGGGCGACGGAAGAUGAUUACAAUAGAGCUUGGGCUAUGAAUCCCGAUAACACCUCCGGCGACAACAAUGGUCCACCGAACAAGAAGACUCGAGGCUCUCCGUCGUCUUCAUCAGCCACGACUACUUCUGCUGCGAGCAAUCGUACUAAAGCGAUUGGGAAAAUGUUCUUCAAGACGAAGCUUUGUUGCAAGUUUCGUGCUGGGACUUGUCCGUAUAUAACGAAUUGUAACUUUGCUCAUACGGUGGAGGAGCUUCGUCGUCCACCGCCGAAUUGGCAGGAGAUUGUGGCGGCUCAUGAGGAGGAGAGAUCUGGUGGUAUGGGAACUCCUACAGUUUCUGUGGUUGAGAUUCCACGGGAGGAGUUUCAGAUCCCGUCUUUGGUGUCAUCGACGGCUGAGAGUGGGAGAUCUUUUAAAGGAAGACAUUGUAAGAAGUUUUAUACUGAAGAAGGAUGUCCUUAUGGAGAAAGUUGUACGUUUCUGCAUGAUGAGGCUUCGAGGAAUAGAGAGAGUGUUGCUAUUAGCUUAGGACCUGGUGGUUAUGGAAGUGGUGGUGGUGGUGGAAGUGGCGGUGGUUCUGUUGGUGGUGGUGGUAGUAGUAGCAAUGUAGUAGUGCUUGGUGGUGGUGGUGGAAGUGGAAGUGGAAGUGGGAUUCAGAUUUUGAAGCCUUCAAAUUGGAAGACAAGGAUUUGCAACAAAUGGGAGAUUACUGGGUAUUGUCCAUUUGGUGCUAAGUGUCAUUUUGCUCAUGGAGCUGCAGAGUUACAUAGAUUUGGCGGAGGACUCGUGGAAGAAGAAGGCAAAGAUGGAGUAUCACCCAAUCCGGACACAAAGCAAACAGUACAAAACCCCAAAGGACUAUCAGACACAACAACACUUCUAUCUCCAGGAGUACCUCAUAAUGCAGAUGCCAGUUACCACACUGGAGUUGCAUUGCAACGAGCGUCUAGUGCGGUUACACAAAAGCCUGGAAUUAGAACUCAUCAGAAGUGGAAAGGACCGGCGAAAAUCAGUCGGAUAUACGGUGAUUGGAUCGACGAUAUUGAAUGAUGUUACCUCUUUCUUUUUUCUACACAUUUAGAUAACUGCUAAGAAAAUUACAAUCUCCCUUUUUUUGCAUGGUACAUUUUGUAGAGUUUGUAUAUGUGUAAUCCUUGUAUCUGUUGUUGUUGUUGUUUGUUGUUGUAGAUUAUGACUUAUGUUAUAUUAUCAUCUUUCUUUUGUAUCUUUUCCAUAUUUGAUUUUUUAAAAAUUUCAUAAUUUGAUUAUAAAGCC
This is a messenger RNA of Arabidopsis thaliana (thale cress), 1939 nucleotides long. RefSeq names its product Zinc finger (CCCH-type) family protein. The transcript is spliced from 2 exons. The coding region runs from base 560 to 1714 and encodes 384 amino acids. Gene Ontology annotation, biological process: regulation of DNA-templated transcription. Gene Ontology annotation, molecular function: metal ion binding; mRNA binding. Lineage: Eukaryota; Viridiplantae; Streptophyta; Magnoliopsida; Brassicales; Brassicaceae. The record is from RefSeq and is marked reviewed.